AUGCGCGUUGGAUUCUUGGGUUUAGGGGUAAUGGGCACGCCCAUGGCCCUAAAUCUCGCGCGGAGGUUUUCCCUUACUGUCUGGAGUCGAAGCCAUUCCAAAUACGCGGCACUGAUACAAGCCGGUGCUAAGAUUGGCAAAACGCCGGCAGCAGUGGCUCGGCAGUCUGAUGUAAUCUUCACCAUGUUAUUCAACGGCCCGGCGAUGGCCUCGAUCUUAAACGACGACUUCAAAUCAGCACUGCGCGGCAAGACCCUGAUAAACACCAGCUCAGUCAAUUUGGAGGUCAGCAAACAGGUAGCGGAGCAAGUCGAACAGGCUGGGGGCGACUUUAUCGAAAUGCCGGUCAGCGGCAGCAAAAUCCCGGCGGAGCAAGGCAAAUUAGUGGGUCUCAUGGCCGGCGAUCCGGCCGUGGCAGAAAGGAUCCGGGCGGUGGUGGAGCCGCUCACCUCCGCCGCCGUGUACUGCGGGCCGAUCGGCCACGGCCUCAAGACAAAGUACGCGGUCAAUCUUUAUCUCAACAGCCUUACCCUGGCGCUUGCCGAGUCGUUUAGUCUUGCUCGGGCCCAGGGCCUCGACUUCGAUGCUUUCGGACAGGUCCUCGAUGCCGGACCGAUGGCUUCUGCGUACUCCAAGAUCAAGGGCGCCAAGAUUGUCAACGGGGAUUGGGCUCUACAGGCGGCUAUCAAGGAUUGUUACAACAGCACGCAGCUCAUUUUGGACGCCGCGAGGCAAGCGUAUGUACAGUCGCCGCUUGCAGAGUUGUGUGGUUUGCUGUAUGGACAGGCACAAGGGGCCGGCCUGAGCGAGGAGGACAUGAUUGCGGUUUACAAAGUCUUCCGAUCAACCCGAAAGAUUUCAUAA
Molecule: messenger RNA, 864 nt
Organism: Colletotrichum orchidophilum
Lineage: Eukaryota; Fungi; Ascomycota; Sordariomycetes; Glomerellales; Glomerellaceae
Exons: 1
Coding region: 1-864 (287 amino acids)
Molecular function (GO): NADP binding; oxidoreductase activity, acting on the CH-OH group of donors, NAD or NADP as acceptor; NAD binding
Source: RefSeq, a predicted model, not a curated record